AUGAACCAAACUCUGCAGGCACGUCUCGGAUUUGGAUUGAAAUGAGAAAAAAGCCUUCAAAUUUUUUGCUCUCGAUUCCAGACUCGAUCUGUCUGACGUACGUGCACAAUCUGCUUCCGGUCGACAUGGAAGUGCUCAGCUGGACGCCCACACUCGUCGUCUACCGUAAUAUUCUCAGCGAGCGACAAGUCGCCGAAUUUCUCGGCUAUAUCGAUGCGCAAGAGUUGGUCAGCCAAGUGAGUGGACAGAGAACCGGCUCGGAAAACGCCUCAGUAACCCCGAGCGCUUUCCAGAAAACGUCGGAUUUCGGGACGAGCCGCGAGACGACACAUCGCCGCGCGAACGGAAGUUUCAUCGAUCACGGCGCCACCGGAAUCGCUUCGGAAGUGCACCGAAAGCUGAGCAAACGCAUUCCGGCCAUCAAUUUCGAAAGUGCCGAACUGUUUUCGGUGAGUUUCCACCGAAAAUUGCGCGGCUCACGGUCUCCCAGGGCGCUAAUGCUAAACACAGUGCGCUCAGAAAUUGCGGAGUGUCGUUGUAACUUUUUGAAAAUUUGCAGGUCUGAAAAUGCAGUUCAAUUCGAGUUUACGACCUUUAUUUCUUUCCUUUUGACUUGAAAAAACGUCUAGAAAACAAUAUUUUACUAAUUGGAAACCGAUGUUUACAGAAUUUAGAGUUUUUCAUGUUCUUAGCGCCUUUUUCGCAUUUCGUCAAAACUUCAAACCUUUAUAUUUCAGCCAAUUUUGCAUUUCAUGAGCACAACGAACGAUAAAAAUGUUCGCUGAAUCUUUCUUCACAAAAUUCAGGUUCCGGCGGUUAGUUUUCUUGAGCAGUUUUCGAAAACGAUUCGAAAAACAUCAAAAUCGAGGCCAAAACCUUCAAAUCGAAAUAACUCGGCUAAUUCUCAACGAUAUGUGAGAUUUCUGUUACCAAAACGUAGCUAGUGCUCUAAUUAUUCGAAUCCAGGUUCCAGGCGUACAAAAAAUAGGUGUAUUGUGCAGAAAACACAAAGAACGCGAACUCUCGUUGAAAAUUAAUUAAUUGGCCGCCGCGUAAAUCGACACAGCCCGCCUGUUGCAAGUGCGCCCCAUUGAAAUCAUUCUCGCUGUGGGAGACCGUGGCGGCUUUCUUUUUCUGCGUUUUUGCCGUAAGAUGUAGUGUUUUUACGAAAUUUCCACGAAAUUUGAGCAUAUUUCAUAUUUCAGGCGCUGUCGUACCAUCCGGGCGGUCACUAUUCGGUGCACUACGACUACCUCACGUAUCUGACCGAAUCGCAGUACGAUUGGUGGAUGCGAACGCAUCGCAACCGAGUGGCCACACUCAUUUUCGUGCUCCAAACCGCCGAGCACGGAGGCGGUACUGUGUUCCCGAGCAUCGGCACCACAGUACGCGUCAAUGCCGGCGACGCGUUUCUUUGGUUCAAUGCGGGCGCCGAUGAGUCGCAGGUGAGAAAGAUUUUGCGGAAAAUUGGGUUCAUAAGCUAGUACAGGCCGGGAAAACGAAAUUUCCAGUCUAUAAUUUCUAAAAGUGAGAAAAAGUCACGAUUCUCCCUCUGCUUUUCAAAAUUUGUACUCAAAACGAAUGGAAAAUCGAAAAUCAACAAUCGUUUUUCCAGCAAAAUGUUUUUUUUCCUGUUAACUAGUAUCGUUCUCUGGCGAAUGAGCCCAUAAGAGAAGAGCACAGUAACCGCCCGAUUUUUUGCAGGAAAUGCUGAGCAACCACGGCGGAUGUCCGAUCUACGCGGGCCGGAAAGUGAUCACAACUCUGUGGAUCCGAGCCAAGGAUCAGCCGAUCCUUCCGAUGGCCUCCACGGACCAUCCGAUCCACGCCUCCUGGCUCAUUCCCUCAUUUUCGGAGCCAAUCCGUUCGGAAUUACCCAGCCAGUGCCCAAUUUCCGUCUAA
Messenger RNA from Caenorhabditis sp. 36 PRJEB53466, 1902 nucleotides. Lineage: Eukaryota; Metazoa; Nematoda; Chromadorea; Rhabditida; Rhabditidae. The record is from the annotation of a GenBank genome assembly.